CAGAGAUCUUACACAGGUGAAAAGCCAUUUAUCUGCCCUGAGUGCGGGAAAUACUUUUCAGUGAAGCCCAGUCUUCACACACAUCAGAAAUCUUACACGGAGGAGAAAUUGUAUACCUGUUCGGAGUGCAGAAAAUGUUUUUCAGAGAAGCCCUUUUCUUCAUAA
Molecule: messenger RNA, 165 nt
Organism: Staurois parvus
Lineage: Eukaryota; Metazoa; Chordata; Amphibia; Anura; Ranidae
Source: the annotation of a GenBank genome assembly